This is a messenger RNA of Cyprinodon tularosa, 1498 nucleotides long. RefSeq names its product E2F transcription factor 4 (gene e2f4). Gene Ontology annotation, biological process: regulation of transcription by RNA polymerase II. Gene Ontology annotation, cellular component: RNA polymerase II transcription regulator complex. The transcript is spliced from 11 exons. Bases 237 to 1373 code for a protein of 378 amino acids. Gene Ontology annotation, molecular function: RNA polymerase II cis-regulatory region sequence-specific DNA binding; DNA-binding transcription factor activity, RNA polymerase II-specific; protein dimerization activity. The record is from RefSeq and is a predicted model, not a curated record. Lineage: Eukaryota; Metazoa; Chordata; Actinopteri; Cyprinodontiformes; Cyprinodontidae.
CGUCAUACCUCGCGUGGCCAACGGCUCUCCGCCGCUCAUUGAGUUACAGCCCUCUGCCCGUUCAGUUCGGUUUUAUUCAGUAAUUUAUAGAGGUUUAGGCCACGCUUUAACCCAGUAAACAUUACCGAACCAUCCCGGGAGCUUUCUGUCAUAAAGUGUGCUGCCGCUGGGCUCUCUGCUUGGAUUUAGUUCGGGGGAAGCGGGAGGGGAAGUCCGGGCUGAGCUGGAGCCGAGUGAUGAUGGAGCUGGAGUCGGCCAGUAAUAGAGGGGACCCGGGAGCUGCCGGGGACUCGCUGCAGCCACAGACUCCCAGCAGGCAUGAGAAGAGCCUGGGUCUGCUCACCACCAAGUUUGUGACUCUGCUCCAGGAGGCGAAAGACGGAGUCCUGGACCUGAAAGCUGCAGCUGACACCUUGGCAGUACGGCAGAAAAGGCGUAUUUACGAUAUCACCAAUGUCCUGGAAGGAAUUGGUCUGAUUGAGAAGAAGUCCAAGAACAGCAUCCAGUGGAAGGGCGUUGGUCCAGGCUGCAACACCAGAGAGAUAGCAGAUAAGCUGAUCGACCUGAAGGCCGAGCUGGAUGACCUGGCUCUGCGGGAAAACGAGCUCGACCGGCAAAAAGUCUGGGUCCAACAGAGUAUUAAGAAUGUCACAGAUGACUCCAGUAACAGCCCUAUGGCGUAUGUAAAACAUGAAGACCUCUGUGGAGCAUUCAAAGGAGACACCCUUCUGGCUAUCCGUGCUCCAGUAGGAACACAGCUAGAGGUACCGGUACCAGAAAUUGUUCUUAACGGACAGAGGAAGUACCAGAUCCGUCUGAAGAGUACAUCUGGCCCCAUUGAGGUUUUAUUGGUCAAUAAGGACCCCUCCAGUGCCUCUCCUGUGAUUUUGCCCGUCCCACCACCAGAUGAUGUCCUUCACAGCCUGCCAGCACCAACACCUACCUCCCAGCCGCCCUCUGCUGCCUCCAAGGUCUCCAAAACGCCUUCAGCUCCAGCGACAAAACCAGCGGCAACCACGGCAUCUGUGUCUGCAGCAGCAGAGGCGACCAGCAGCUCGACGCUUAGCCCCGCAGCUGUUCCUCAGCAGCUGCAGUCGUCUGCCUCUUUGGACGGGUCUGCCCCUCCAGCCGUGUUCGAACCCAUUAAAUCAAAUCCGUCUGAACUUUUGGACUUCCCCAAAGAACUCUCUGAGAUGUUUGAUCCAACUAAAGAGAUAAUGACCGGAGACCUGCUGGACGACUUGAUGUCAUCAGAAGUGUUCUCGCCGCUCCUCCGUCUGUCGCCCCCACCCAGCGACCAUGACUACAUCUACAACCUAGAUGAAACCGAAGGCCUCUGCGACCUCUUCGAUGUGCCCAUUCUCAACCUCUGACCCAAUCUACCCAGAAACGUUCUAGAAGCUCCUGCAGCCGUCGCUGAAGCAGAGGGUUAGAGAAGAGUGGGAAACGGAUGGGAUCUGCAGAGUGAUUGAAAGACGAUGCUCCAUCGUCUCGAUGU